GCGUCGACCUCCGACAUUGCAUGUUCUGCGAGAGCAGAGCAGUUCUUUCACCGCGAGCAGCAUCAUCGCCAACUCGAACUCGCGCGAUGCAUUACCUCCAUCCGCGGUCGCGCACCACGGGCACGCUCUUUACUGCAACAUUGGCCGUCUCCUUCUUCGUCGUUGCCGUUCCGCACCUGCUCCCCUGCCCGGUCGACCACCGACAGUUCGCCGACAGCUACGAGACGCCUGAUGGCAGGAUCAUGCGGCGCCGUCGCAAGCGCAUUACAGAUGAGGGAGACAUGGGAACUGGAGCCCAGGUUGAGACCACAGAUGCGGACCAGGACAAGCCGAAGCGGGAAUGCCCUGUGCCCAAGCCAGGUGGGCUCGUGGGACAAAUUAUGGGCUUCAAACCUACGGAGCGUGCUGUGCCCACAGAGGUCAUCGUGCAAGAACUAGACAAGAAGAGCCGGCGAACUGUACACAAUGAAGAGAACCGCCUGCCCUGAUGGACGAACAUGGACUGCGUCAGAAAGGCAUGCGGCCAAUGUGCCUCACAACGAAAUUUCCACGCGGCGCAUAUAUUUACCACCCGUGAGCUGAAUUCAGCAUUCGGGCUUCUCGGCGGCGACAUCUAUCCAGCCUCGAUGCCUGGCAUGGGUCAUCACACAGGCCAUCAACAGCAUAUCGUCGAAUAGGCUCGAGUCCCCAGGUCCGAGCAGCCAUCGCCUGUUAUUUUGUUCCACAGAAGCCCAGUAACAUAGCAGUGCUCGGGAUAUGAGGCUGGUCCCCAGCAUAUCAGAUGCUGGUGUCCAUGACCUUAUCGUGUUCUGAAUAUGAGAACGGCACGCGCGGCCAAUGUGUUGCGCGCCGCUCUAUUCAACAAACAGAUUCGAACCUCUGCAGCUGGCGACGGAGCUUCGUUUAGACUACGGAUACCACAUGCAGAGAGCAUCCGCAAUUACGUAGGCUUGCAAGUCCAACACAACAACAUUGCAGACUCUGCUUGCCCCACGCUGCGGUCGAUUGUGAGACUCGCGAGAGGCCGUGGCAAACUCAAAGUCUUCGACCGGGCGCAAGCGUCUUUAAGCCUCACACAGUUCAUUGCGGCGCUGUCUCAGUCUUUCGCCAGGCCAUGGAGCAGAGAUCUCUUUGCCUGUUCGGAGAGGGAGCUAAUCCUACACGAUUGCUUUCAUCAAAGGGACUUGAGCCUUGGACC
Cercospora beticola is the source of this 1198-nucleotide messenger RNA. Lineage: Eukaryota; Fungi; Ascomycota; Dothideomycetes; Mycosphaerellales; Mycosphaerellaceae. The record is from RefSeq and is a predicted model, not a curated record.